Molecule: messenger RNA, 885 nt
Organism: Fonsecaea pedrosoi CBS 271.37
Lineage: Eukaryota; Fungi; Ascomycota; Eurotiomycetes; Chaetothyriales; Herpotrichiellaceae
Exons: 2
Coding region: 1-885 (294 amino acids)
Source: RefSeq, a predicted model, not a curated record
AUGGAUAUGCUCGAUGCAGCUUUUGUCAAUCACGACUACUCUUCAUUUCAUCCAGCUCUCGUGCCGUCUGAGGUGCCGGGCGACAUUCCCUCGUACCUCGAUUCGUCCUCCGCAGGCGUCCACAGUGACAGCUCAGAACCUUCGCUUGCUCGUUCUCAUGUCUCCAUUCCAGGUCAAGAACAUUACGUCGAAGACUCCUUCGGCACAGACAGCGAUGGGCUUGGGGACUUCUACUCCCCCAACUCCGACUUUUGCUGCUCUUUUCCCACGCCGUGGCAAGUGUGCUCUCAAUCUGUCGAGGAUACCAUAUUGCAGGAUGCAACAACGAGGCUUGAAAUCUCUCACACCCCUUCGACCUUAGAACCUUGGUCUCCAGUGUGCACGUCGACCAGCCACCCUUCGCAGGCGAGCCCUCUAGCAUUAUGGGAGGAGAUAGGGGGACACAAUUACUCCGCGGGUGUUUCAGGAUUUCCUGUACAAUUAGACUGUCAGCUUGACCGGAAGAUCGACCCGACGUCGCCGGAUCCGCAGAAGAUCAAGAGCAAAGGUCUCCACCAGGAACACAAGCGCGAGCACGAUGGUCAAUAUAGUUGCGCGACGUGUCAAAAGACCUUUACAAGAGCGGGAAGUCUCGCCACGCACAUGAAAAUGCACGGGGCUGGACCAUACGUGUGCCAAAUCUGCACCAAAGAGUUCCCCAAGGCCUCGAACUACCGCCGACACCUCAAUGUUCACAACGAGAAUCGCCAGAAGAGAAAGUGUCCCAAGGAGGGCUGUGGCAAGACAUAUGCGUUUGCGGGUUGCCUGUCCCGGCACAUCAAGUCGGUAUGUGCACAACACCUUCGACAAGCUGAGAUCUCGCAGGUGGUAGAAGUUGCACUAUAG